CUUAAUGACACCAGCUGAGGAAAUCAGCAUUGUCUGCAAACUGCCUGUGGCCCAUCAUUCACAUACUCAGGUCUAUCAAGACGAACUUGUUUGACUGAUAUCCCUCAACAAGAUGAUUAAUGAGGAUUGGCUGUGCAGCUCAUUAAAGCUAUGUGAUCUAGUCACCACUUCAGAAUCUGCUCACUCUGAUGACUCUGCGCAGGUCGUAAUCAACAGUGAUUCAUACCCACAACCUGCUUAUAACCUAUCAUCAAUCCAACACACUUUGGAAACAUACAGCCAUUUGCUGGAUGUAACAUUAGAACAGAACUUAGAGCCCAUUCAACACUUUGCACAGACGACUGCCAAAACUAUUAUAGAUUCAGCCAUCAGGAUCAGAGACCCAAGAGAAUCCAUCAAACUGAGAGGGGACGACGUUGAGAUGCUGGCUGAAGAGUUAACUUUACAAGUCUGUUGCAAAGCAUUGGAAGAGAUAGAGAGGCAUCAUUACUCUGAUGAUCCAUCAUCCAAAAGUGUGGACGAUAAAGAGGGGACUUAUGGAAAUGCAUCGGCCCUGUGCUCCUCAGGGUACAACUGUGACAAAAAGUUCACAUCUGAAAUGGAAACAGACAACAAGAUGGAAGAAUAUGAUGACACAUCUACCACAGUAUAUGCUACUUCGUUGAAAAGCAUGGCUAGUCUGGGCUCUAUUGAGUACCCUGAUGCUCCUCCAAGCACCCCUUUACUUCCAGAGAUGAUCAGGAGUCGAGACAGUUUCACAAGGAAGCUCAAGGGAGGACUGGCUAAAGAGUUCCUUCCUUCACCCCCUCCACCGACCCCCAAAGACCACAUGCAACCAUUAAUGGAGAACCAAAUGACAGACGCGUCUGCUGACUUCAUGGUGAGACUGAUGCGCUCACUUUCACUGGAGUGCUGUCAAAAUGGAGGUCUGGAAGAAGACGAGAACGGAGAAGUUGAUGAUAGCGGACUCCAAAAUGAUGUUCCCGGGCUAACUGACUAUGCAGCUCAAAUUUCUGCAGAUAUCCUUCAUUUUAUCACCACAAAUGAGAUAAAAGUCAAGGAUGAGGGUUGUGUGCAAAGCAUGUGGGCUAUUACUGACCAACUGGCGAGUGAAAUUGUCACAACGUCUCUAGCAGAGGUGAUGGCGAGAGGAGAAUGGAAAGUUUUGGAGGAAGAAACAACAUCAUGCUCAAAGUAUAAGGUAGAUGUGGCUCCAGACACAAAGUCUAAGAUCUCUGCAACAGAUGGGGUGAAAGUUUUAGCUAGUGAGCUAAUCAUUAAUGCUAUGGUUCAUACUUUUGCUAAGCUAGGACAGGGUGUGUUUAAACAUGGAACUCAGCCACAUCUUUCGGGCCAAACUGUAGAACCACAGCCAUGGGAAGAAGGAAGAUAUUCAAACACACUGUGUAAAGACUCAAUCAACUCCCACAAAGCCAAACCCUUCAGAUGUUGCAGCGAUAAAUCAGAACUGAACCCUAUUACAGAUGACGCCAUAAAAGUGAAAUCAUCGGUAGACACAUUUGCCAACGACUUUGCAGAAGACGUGCUUCAGCAUUCUGUGUGUUUACUGUUCAACUAUAAGCAAUCUCAGGGAGCAGGAUUUGGCCCAGAGAAAGACAUUAAACCAUGGCUAAUCAAAAUGUGUGCUGGGGAAAGUCCUGUCCAGGAACUGCAGUGUGCUCUACUCUGGGCCGCAGCCUCUCAGAAAGGGACUAAAGCAAUUCAGUUUGAGCUUCCAGACAAAAGCCUUCAACAAAAGCUUUGCAGACUCUCUCAGAGUGCUCGUCUGAAUGGCUGGACGGUGGGUGCUUUGAUGGCUUCUCUCGAUGAGUUUUGUGACAUGCAUCAAGAGACCAGCAGAGGGCCCCAUAAGAGCUCAGAUUCUCUCGUGGAGCAUCUGCAGCACCUGAUUGACAAUGUGCGUUUAAACGGAUCGUGAAGCUUUACCCUUGCAGAACUGGUCAGUGAUCCAUGCAACACCCCCUGAAAUAAAGACGGAAAACGGCAGACAUUAAUCUUCAUCCACACAAUCUUUCACAUCCCAAACAUUAAUAAAAGGAGACAAAGUCAUAACAAAGCAUACACAGUUAUAAUCAAUUUCUCUCUGACCCAUUGAAAAUGAGCCCUUAAAGACGAAACAGCUGCAUGCACGCUGUCUGUUUAUACCAAAAUAAGAUCUGCUCUCCCGGUCCAAGCACUCAAACCACAGCCAUUAUUAGGUAAGCGGAAAUCUGACUACAAAUCAGCUUUGGAAGUUACUACCACCCAAAACACACUGACACAUUCUUGACCAAAGAUCCUGUAUUCUGUAUGUUCCCGUGUUGUUAUUUUCCAAAAAUAUGUCAGUACCUAUAAUAAAGUGUGUCUGAAAAUGAUAAACAGUGAAUGCUGUAUUGUUGAAGCUGUUUUAUGAUGGAGCUGCGG
Messenger RNA from Sinocyclocheilus anshuiensis, 2424 nucleotides. RefSeq lists its product as uncharacterized. The coding region runs from base 113 to 1939 and encodes 608 amino acids. Gene Ontology annotation, molecular function: protein kinase A binding. The record is from RefSeq and is a predicted model, not a curated record. Gene Ontology annotation, biological process: intracellular protein localization. The transcript has 5 exons. Gene Ontology annotation, cellular component: cytoplasm. NCBI's taxonomy places the organism in Eukaryota, Metazoa, Chordata, Actinopteri, Cypriniformes, Cyprinidae.